Messenger RNA from Drosophila willistoni, 679 nucleotides. RefSeq lists its product as uncharacterized. The coding region runs from base 142 to 396 and encodes 84 amino acids. The transcript is spliced from 2 exons. NCBI's taxonomy places the organism in Eukaryota, Metazoa, Arthropoda, Insecta, Diptera, Drosophilidae. The record is from RefSeq and is a predicted model, not a curated record.
AAAAAUCUAAGCGAAUUCGGUGAAAUGCGUGUAUUUUAAGAUAUAUUGCAUAUUAUUUGACCAUAAGUUAAAAGUUACACACAAAACCUUACCUUAUCUAGGCAUCUAGUUUAUCCAUUAAUACAUCUGAACAUCUUUACAAUGUCCACCGAAGAAGCAUCCACCAGCCGCUCCAAUAUAUCUGAGGCCGGCUCAAGUAUAAGCAUUUCUUCUGCUCCCGCUGAGGCAAAGAAAGUCGAAAUUCCGCCAGAGACAGAGGCAGUACUGGAAAGUGAUAGGGCUCUUAAGACCACUGGAAACCACAUGUUGCGUUUACAAGAGCUGCGCAAGGAGCUUAAUUACAUUAGUGAGACGGACUGGAUGUAUGACAGCUUGGAGAAGAAGCCGCAGCAGUAGAGGACAUAUCUAGGGCUCAUUGCCCUUAAUGUAAAUUGAAAUCAUAAGCUUGUUGUCUCUUAACCUCUGUACAUUGAUGAGCGCACUAUCAAGUGGACAAGGAUUAACGGCUUAAAGUCCUGUCCAGCAGGACGGAUUGCCGAAUCAUCCCCACCAAAUAUUGGUUCUUCAAGUUAUGUUAAAUUUAUAUUUUAAUUAGUAUUAAUGAACACUUUCUUAAAUAAUACCAAAUUGUAUAUACGAUCUCAUAUUUUCUGUCAUUAAAUUGUGUUAAUAAAAGGAA